GGGACGCUGCGCACCAAGGGAAGCGGCCGGCCGCCCAUGGCGUUCGCGCUGCUGCGCCCCGUCGGCGCGCACGUGCUGUACCCGGACGUGCGGCUACUGAGCGAGGACGAGGAGAACCGCAGCGAGAGCGACGCCUCCGACCAGUCGUUCGGCUGCUGCGAGGGCCUGGAGGCGGCACGGCGCGGUCCGGGCCCCGGGGGCGGGCGGCGGGCGUCCAGCAGCGCGGGCCCGGUGGUGGUGGUGCGACAGCGGCAGGCGGCCAACGCGCGGGAGCGGGACCGCACGCAGAGCGUGAACACGGCCUUCACGGCGCUGCGCACGCUCAUCCCCACCGAGCCGGUGGACCGCAAGCUAUCCAAGAUCGAGACGCUGCGCUUGGCGUCCAGCUACAUCGCGCACCUGGCCAACGUGCUGCUGCUGGGCGACGCGGCCGACGACGGGCAGCCGUGCUUCCGAGCGGCGGGCACCGCCAAGAGCGCGGUCCCAGCCGCCCCCGACGGCGGCCGCCAGCCGCGUUCCAUCUGCACCUUCUGCCUCAGCAACCAGCGCAAGGGGGGUAGCCGUCGCGACCUGGGGGGCAGCUGCUUGAAGGUGAGGGGGGUGGCCCCAGUUCGAGUGCCUCGGAGAUGAGCCUGGACCCAUAUGUCAUUUGUUCCAAGCAGGACCCUGAGAAGGAGGCCAGAGGCCAACCACUGGGCGAACAGGGGAAGACCCCAGGAGCUGAACCCAGGUCCCUUCUUUGUGUAGGGACCAGAGGACAAUGGCCUGGGCCCAUGACCCUAUGAGCAGGCCCCCUGGGACAUCUCCACCCCACCCUGGAGAGCCGUGAGGACCCAUGCAGCCGGCCCGAGCCCUGGCUGGUCAGAGACAAGGCAGAACUUUUGGAAAAACAAAGACUGUUGUUGACAGAGGAUGUGUGUGUGUCUGUGCAUGAGUGUGGGUGUGUGUAUGAGACAGAGAGAAUUGAUGGGUUUAAAAUAAAAGGUAUUUUUAAGUAAAAAAUGUUCCCAGCUGAAGAAGGGAGGGGCCUGGGGACAUCAGAGGUCAGAGGUGGCCCCUCUCCUGGACCUUGGAAGAGACACAGGUGUCACAGGUGCCACCCUGUGCCCUGGAGGGGGUGGAGCUGGGGGAAGGCAGGGGACCCCCCUCUCUAGAAGUCGAGAUAACCAAUCUUUCCUCACUGUCUUCCUGAACAACUGUUGGGUGUCUGGUGUGGUUGGUAAAAAAAAAGAAAAAUCUUAAUUUUAUUUAUUUUUGAAUAAGGAAUAUAUAUUCAUCCACAUGGUUCAAAAUUCAAAAGGUACAAGAGGGUAUGUGGUGAAAAGUCUCCCUCCCUCUUGUCCUCCGGCCACAGUUCUCCCGCCGCAGGCAGGCUCAGCCACUAGUUUUUUUGUGACAUCCCUAUUCCUUGUGAAUAACCAAGCAAAUACAGAAAUAUACAUAUAUGUUUUCUUCCACCCUUUACACAAACAGUAGCAUAGUGUACCCACUUUCUGCUCCGUGCAUUUUUUUUUUCCUUAAUCUAGCUUGGGUGUUAUCCCAAGUC
Molecule: messenger RNA, 1546 nt
Organism: Globicephala melas (long-finned pilot whale)
Lineage: Eukaryota; Metazoa; Chordata; Mammalia; Artiodactyla; Delphinidae
Gene: TCF15
Product: transcription factor 15
Biological process (GO): developmental process; regulation of transcription by RNA polymerase II
Molecular function (GO): RNA polymerase II transcription regulatory region sequence-specific DNA binding; protein dimerization activity; DNA-binding transcription factor activity, RNA polymerase II-specific
Source: RefSeq, a predicted model, not a curated record